Molecule: messenger RNA, 1578 nt
Organism: Carya illinoinensis
Lineage: Eukaryota; Viridiplantae; Streptophyta; Magnoliopsida; Fagales; Juglandaceae
Product: zinc finger protein 4-like
Exons: 3
Coding region: 549-1316 (255 amino acids)
Biological process (GO): negative regulation of abscisic acid-activated signaling pathway
Source: RefSeq, a predicted model, not a curated record
UGACUUCUCUGACGUCCCACCACUGUCCCCCCACCCCCACCACUCUCCUCAUACCUUUGCUUUUCCAUAAUUAAACAUCAGUACCCACCAUCUCUCUCUCUCUCUCUUCCUCUCUCUCUCUCUGUCUCUCAUACACACACUCUCUGUCUCUUUCUCUGUCUGUCCAUUUCCUUCUUGUUUUUUUUUUUUUUUGCUUCUUUAGAUGUGUCCUCUCAUUUAGUCUCCACUAAUUGUAUGUGUUCAUGGGACGAUCAGCCAUAUAGAAAGCACAACUGAAGCAGAUGUCUGCAAAUUCGAACCAAUACAAAUCCAUAAGCUUUGCAAUUCUGCUUGAUCUUUCUGUGAAAACAUGUACAGCUGCAAAAUGGUUGUGGCUUUUACCUAUAAAGGACACCUAUAAUCUGUGCUCAUGUCUUUCUUUUUCUGUCUAAGCCUGUAAUCCGUGCCUAUGGGUCCUCUAGAUAUCUCAAAAAGCAGAGUGGUUUAACCUGGUUGUUGCAAAUCUAGGAUGUAAAGUGGCUUCUAGAGCAAACCACGCCAGCCCAACAAUGAAACCUGGCUUUGACCUCGAAGUAAAGGCCUCUUCUGAAAAUGAUUCUGAAGUUAGCAGUCAAGUAGCUUCCAACAAAUCCAUCACCUCUGCAGGUCUCUCCAAAGACAGCCUUGAUGACUCUUCCCAGCUCACAGAUCUCUUUGUUACUCGAUCCGAAUCAGACCUAGUCACCCUCGACUUAACUCUCAACUUUGUCGCUGAUGAUUUAGGGGGAAGGGAUUCAAUAGGACUCUCAUUGUCAAGCACGAGUGAGAGCAGCAACGAGCCUGCAUCCCAUGCUACAACAGCAGCCAUCCCACGAGUCUUUUCUUGCAAUUACUGUCAACGCAAGUUCUUCAGCUCGCAGGCUCUUGGUGGCCACCAAAAUGCACACAAGAGAGAAAGAACAUUGGCAAAGCGGGCCAUGAGAAUGGGCAUUUUCUCAGAGAGGUACGCCAGCCUAGCAUCUCUGCCUCUACAUGGAUCUCCAUUCAGGUCACUAGGAAUCAAGGCACACGCUUCUGCACAUCAUGGCUUUGUGCCACCAACCAGGCCUCCCGAAAUCAGAAACACCCCCAAGUUUCAACAUGGGUACUUGGGUAUGCCCAUUUUCUUGGAGGAUGAUGAGGAGUUGUUGUGGCCUGGUAGUUUUCGUCAGGCUGCUGAGGCAGGUAACCCUCAUCCAAGUUUUGUACUGACUGAAGGUCGAAAUAUAAAGUUUGUAGAGGUGAGUCCACCUGUGGACAUAGACAACUCUACACCCGACCUCACGUUGAAACUUUGAGAGGCUCGUUGCUUUCAAAUCGGGCUUCAGUAUCUCCACUUCUGUUAUAUCUCUGUACAGUGAGAUGUGCCUGGCCAAUGACUGCAAGCUUUUGUCCUUAUAGAUCUUUUCUUUCUCUGUUGGUUAUCCCAUCUUCCCUUUUGUGUUCUACUCUGUUUGUCGUUGUAUAAGAGCUUCCCCAAGGAUAAUUUGUUGCUCCUAUGCUUGUUAUGACACAUAUCAUGCUUUUGAUUUAAAUAACGUUAUUCCAGUGUUCAGGUCA